Molecule: messenger RNA, 1410 nt
Organism: Malus domestica (apple)
Lineage: Eukaryota; Viridiplantae; Streptophyta; Magnoliopsida; Rosales; Rosaceae
Product: glyoxylate/succinic semialdehyde reductase 1
Cellular component (GO): cytosol
Molecular function (GO): NADP binding; NAD binding; 3-hydroxybutyrate dehydrogenase activity
Source: RefSeq, a predicted model, not a curated record
UCUUUAGUGUUUUGAGCUUCAUAUCAAUGUCUACUGGAUACAUACAGUGAGAGAAUAAUAUAUUGAUGAUAAUAAUCGCAUACAAUAAGUGGAUUUAUUUUGUGUUGGCUCUAGAGUUUGGACUUUGGAGAGAGAGGAAGAGAGAGAAAGAUUGAGAGAUUGAGAGAGAGAGUGAGAUAUGGAGGUCGGGUUUCUGGGGCUGGGAAUAAUGGGGAAAGCCAUGUCUAUGAAUCUGCUCAGGCAUGGCUUCAAGGUAACCGUUUGGAACAGGACUCUUUCUAAGAGUCAUGAACUCGUGGAGCAUGGUGCUUCUGUUGCAGAAACCCCUGCAGAAGUGGUUAGGAAGUGCAAGUAUACCAUUGCAAUGUUAUCUGAUCCUUCAGCUGCUCUUUCGGUGGUGUUUGGAAAAGAUGGCAUUCUUGAGCAGAUUUGUGCUGGAAAAUCUUAUGUUGACAUGUCUACAGUUGAUGCUGAUACUUCUUCAAAGAUCAAUGAGGCAAUUAAAGAAAGGGGCGGUUACUUUCUUGAAGCUCCUGUUUCAGGUAGCAAAAAGCCCGCAGAAGAUGGUCAACUAGUUAUCCUUGCAGCUGGUGAGAAGGCAUUGUACGAGGAAGUGAUUCCGGCUUUCAAUGUCAUGGGAAAGAAGUCUUUCUAUUUGGGGCAGGUUGGAAAUGGAGCAAAAAUGAAACUUGUUGUCAACAUGAUAAUGGGAAGCAUGAUGAAUGCAUUCUCUGAAGGACUUGUUCUUGCUGGGAGAAGUGGACUAGAACCUUCUGUUCUUCUUGAUGUGUUGGAUCUAGGUGGAAUUGCAAACCCAAUGUUUAGGUUGAAAGGACCCACUAUGAUACAGGGCAGUCACUCGCCUGCAUUUCCUUUGAAACAUCAACAGAAGGACAUGAGAUUGGCUCUUGCCCUUGGGGAUGAAACAGCUACAUCAAUGCCAGUAGCUGCUGCAGCUAAUGAGGCUUUCAAGAAGGCUAGAAGCAUGGGGCUUGGGGACCUUGACUUUUCUGCUGUCUAUGAGACCGUGAAGACUCUUGAAGAACCCUCUCGAAACAGCCAACUGCGUUAAGCUAACAAAGUCAAUGCGCCGGGGGAGAUAGCAAUGCGGUCAUACACAUCGAACAUUACCUUUACAUGGAGAAUGCGACGACGGAGGACUUUUAAAUAAAACAGGCACUCAUUUGUAUCAUCAUACUCAGGAAUGAUUCUAUGCACUCCCAUAAAUUUGCUUUAAAACACUUUGGGAAUUCUAACAAUAAAAAUUAUUCCCAAAGAAUUAUCACCUUGUUUUGCAUUACAUGUGGACUGGAAUCUAUUACUAAUAGCACGUUUAUUGUAAAAACAGAAACUUACUGUUCUUUGUGAUUUGACUUAAGCUUUUAUGAAGGAAAUCAUUUUACUUAGACA